ACUGUCAAAUUUGCUCAGCUUCCUUUUUCCUACUCAGAAUCCAGGCUUAAAAGUUAGUUUAGGUUAGAGGAAACCGCCAGUGGAUCUGUGACGGCCAGCCCGUGUCUCUUGUAACUGAAGUAACGGACUACACUAGGAAGCCACAUGUUCUCAAGACGGCAUAAGACAGAGGGGUAAAAUAUAGGACCUCGGUUCCACUGGCAGGUCCAGCAUUCACUGCCCCUGUCUAACUGCCUUUGGGAAUGUGGUGGUGAGCAGCUUCCUAGAAGCACUGCAGAUUUUUAGAAGGUGACCAGAUGGAGGGCUCACCCCCUCAACUCCCGCCUACCUGGGACAAAAACACCUCCAGAAAGCGGAGAGCCUGGGCUCAGAGCAGAGGUCAGUGGCAGAAUGUGGAAGAGAACCUCGCAGGUACAGCCUCCGGUCCAGAUGCAGGUUUGAGUGCUGUGAACAAAGCUGAAGAUAACCUUAGCAUUCGAGCCAAGGGCACUGUGUCACGGAAACCGAGUCAGCCAAUGUUAUCAUGUAUCUCUCAAAUACUGGAAUUUUACAAGGAGGAUCCUGAAGACAUUCUGUAUAAUCUUGGCUUUGGAAUGGAAGAGCCAAAUAUCACAGCCAAAAUCCCAUCCCGCUUCUUCAGCUACACCUCUCAUGCGAAAGGAAUUAACUUCAGGGUCUUUUUAGAAGCUCAGGUGAAGAGGCUGGGGGAGGAAAAUCCCAGCUACACACUGGCAAGUCGUUUCCGGCAAAUUGAGGUUCUCACCACCAUGGCGAAUGCCCUGACCUCCCUGUACUCCCGUGUUUCCAAAACACCAGUGACGAAGAUUGGCCCUGUCCACGAGUUUUCCUUCAGUCCUGAUAAAUCCAACAAAUGGCAGGAAGGGAAGCUCCCGGGUGGCAAAGCAGUCCAGAAACUGAGGAAAACAAUUACUAAGUUAUGCUUGUAUGGAGCGCCCAAGGAGAUGGAAUAUUCAAAGCAAAAGAAAGAAUUUGCAAGCAAAAUGGCCUCAGGACUGGAUCAGUCUCAGGAGUGCACUAUGAAGACAGACUGUGUGAGAACUGAGCCUCAAGGCUCAGGAGAAGUUUGUGAACAGGCCUUCAGUUCAAGAGACAGUGAAAGAUCAGAGUCUCCUUGCCCGAAGGAGGAGGAAAGUCAGCACGCUAACGACGCCAUGACCAAAGAGACGUUGAAUGUGGAUACCGGGAGGUCCAAACAUCGCCCCGUCAGCACAAAAGCACACCAGACUCCGGAAAUAGAGAUUCCUAAUGAACAACUGGAGUGUUCUAAUCCUGUGCCAUCACCGCCAGAAAGAGACGCUGUCUCCAACUCUGGUGGGUCAGAGGAGCAGCAUGUAGAUACACAGGAGCAAACACAUCUCACUAUUUCACCAGAGCAACCAUAGCAACUCAAAACAUCAUCUGAAAGUCCAGAAUAUUGUGCAAACUGAUGUUUUGUGGGGACAUCAUACCAAAGUAUAAGGGUUGAUCUAGAAUCCUUUGAACAGUCAACAACAGGUUUCAUGGGGAUACACCUGAUGAGAAACUAAUGUACUUCACAUCAACAGGGAGUCAGAUACAAUGCUGCUUCCCACUCAUCACCAGCCUGGACAAAGAAACUUUUUCUUCCAACACAAACCAUAUGUGUUCAUAAAAAGGAGGCAAAAACAAGAGGAACCAUUAAGGAACCACAACCAGCAUAUUGCAACAAACAAUCUGCUGGAAGAACUCAGCGGGUCGAGCAGCCCCUGCAGGAGGUAAGGAAUUGUUGAUGUUUGGGGUCGAAACCCUGCAUCAGGAUUCAACCCUGCAUGAGACUCAGGUUUAGCCCUGAUGCAGGGUAUCGACCCAAAACGUCGACAAUUCCUUUCCUCCUACAGAUGCUACUCAACUGUGUUCUUCCAACAGAUUGUUUAUUGCUCCAGAUUCCAGCAUCUGCAGUCUCUUGUGUCUGCACUGUUAAUGAGCUGGUUUCCAAGCAGCAAGGGUGGUGGUGUGAGAAUUUGACAUUCUCCAUACGAGCAGAUGUUCACCAACGCUUAAUGAUCCAUAAAACUGUAGGAUAGCAAUUCUGCACCAGGUCCUUCAAAGAAAAAUCCAGUUACUUCCCUCAUCCCUGUUCUUAUCCCAAAUCCUUGUGAUUUUUCAUUAUUUUUGAACUUUCCUGCUGAAUCCAUAUCCAAGACCAGAUCACCACGUCCCCAUAUCCUAACACCCUUUGCAAAAAUGAUUUUUUUUAUCCUCACAUCACCUCUGGUUCUUCUUAUUAACACCUUACUAGAAGAGAAAAGUAAGGUUUCUGCUGCACUCUCACGAGUCAUCACCUCUUCUAAAAAUCUCUGGGGGGCUUUGUAAUUUACAGUGGUAACUACACAGCGGUAAAUCAAAGCAGUAGGUAGAGCUGCUGCCUCACAGCUCCAGUGACUCAGCUUCGAUCCUGACCUCCAGUGCUCUCUGUGUGGAGUUUGCACGUUCUUCCUGUGACUGCCUGGGUUUCCUCCAAGUGCUCCAGUUUCCUCCCACAUCCCAAAGACGUAUGGAUCAGUAGGGCAAUUCGCCACUGUAAGUCGCCCCAAGUGUGUAGGAGGGCAGUGGGAUCUCGGGGGAAAUCGGUGAGAAUGUGGGGAGAAUAAAAGGGGAUGAGUGUAAAUGGGUGCUUGAUGGUCGGCAUGGAUUCAGUGGGCUGAAUGGCCUAAGCUGUAUGAUUCUGUGACUCUAUGACUUCAUAAUUACAUCAUUAGUUGUAAAGUGCAUUAAAAGACUUAUUUUUUAAAAUGG
This is a messenger RNA of Pristis pectinata (smalltooth sawfish), 2775 nucleotides long. It is a transcript of the gene tespa1, whose product is annotated as thymocyte expressed, positive selection associated 1. The transcript has 7 exons. Bases 297 to 1403 code for a protein of 368 amino acids. Lineage: Eukaryota; Metazoa; Chordata; Chondrichthyes; Rhinopristiformes; Pristidae. Gene Ontology annotation, molecular function: signaling receptor binding. The record is from RefSeq and is a predicted model, not a curated record.